AUGGCCACUGUACUCAAGAACCUUAACUUGCUGAAUUCAGUUCUGACUCCUUCAACCUCCAAGGAUACAGUCACUCCGACAGAGCCUGUGCCCGAUCCCAGCCUGCCCGCACCUGAGAUCCCUGCCGCCUCCCUGACUUCUGAGCCUGACGAGGAAGCCUCGGCAUCCGAGCCAGCGUCUUCAGAAUUCCCUACAACUGAGCCUCCGAAGAAGAGACGGAAGAAGAAAAAGUCUAGCGCAGCCAAAACAACCCAAGCCGUUUCCUCACCUAAGCCUCUUGCCUGCCCUCCUUCCGUUGCCGGCGUCACCCCCUCCAGUCCCGAUGGAAACCAUCGAAGAAGCUCCAGCUGA
Molecule: messenger RNA, 351 nt
Organism: Parasteatoda tepidariorum (common house spider)
Lineage: Eukaryota; Metazoa; Arthropoda; Arachnida; Araneae; Theridiidae
Source: RefSeq, a predicted model, not a curated record